ACUUCGCUUUUAAUGAGUUGAACCUAAAAGGCGCAUGUUAGCCUCAUUCGCUUUUAUAAAGUAAUUAAUUCAAAAGUCGUCUCUUUAAUACUAUCUUAAAUCAUUUUCCUUUCCCUCUCUCUCUCUCGUGAUGACCAGCUCCACAAGCAGUUCGAGAAGCCGGAACCCUAGUUCCGGCAUAAGGUCAACACCGGACCGAUCCGCUUACUCUCCUAGCUUUUCUUCCUACACUGCAUCAACUGUCUCUCGUUCAGGGCGGAAUCCAGUAAAGGUUGCUGCCCGGUCCAUCGCUGGAGCUUUUGUCGCGUGUUUUACACCUCCCGAGACAGACGACAGCAAUAAUUUAAAAGUGUCCAAUGAGUUUGGAGCUCCUUCUGCUGCGUCGGAAACGUCAAGAAUGAGGGGUCAGAAUCGAGGGAUUUAUUCCAAUUCAACGAAGGAGAGAGCGCCUGGGAGCAUGAAAUUCACGAUUGAGGAAAUUUUUAAGGCCACAAGGAACUUCUCACCUGCUUUCAAGAUCGGACAGGGUGGAUUCGGAACAGUUUAUAAGGGAAAACUUGAUGAUGGAACUUUGGUCGCUAUCAAACGAGCUAAAAAGAGUGUAUAUGAUAAGCAUUUGGGUGUGGAAUUCCAAAGUGAAGUAACAACACUGGCACAAGUGGAACAUUUGAAUUUGGUUAGGUUUUAUGGGUACUUAGAGCAUGGAGAUGAAAGAGUUGUGGUUGUCGAGUAUGUCCCCAAUGGAACUCUAAGGGAACACUUGGAUGGUGUUAAUGGAAAAGAACUUGACUUUGCUUCGAGGCUUGAUAUAGCCAUUGAUGUGGCCCAUGCAAUCACCUAUCUUCAUAUGUAUACAGAUCACCCAAUUAUUCACAGAGAUAUAAAGUCUUCCAACAUUCUCCUUACCGAAAAGCUCCGAGCCAAGGUCACCGACUUUGGCUUCGCCAGGCUGGCCGCAGAUACGGACUCUGGUGCAACCCAUGUGUCAACCCAGGUAAAAGGCACUGCUGGCUACCUGGACCCAGAAUACCUAAGAACCUAUCAACUUACAGAAAAGAGUGAUGUUUAUUCAUUUGGAGUAUUAUUAGUUGAACUAGUCACUGGCAGGCGCCCCAUUGAACCAAAACGGGAAAUCAAGGAGCGGAUAACACCAAAAUGGGCAAUGAAAAAGUUUACAGACGGUGAUGCCAUAUCAACUUUGGACCCUAGGCUAGAACUGACUGCUGGGAUUAACUUAGCCCUCGAAAAGAUUCUUGAACUAGCCUUGCAAUGCCUGGCUCCCCGUAGGCAGAGUCGGCCUAGUAUGAGGAGGUGUGGGGAGGUCUUAUGGAGCAUCCGUAAGGAUUUUAGAGAACAAUCAGCUUUAGACUUUCGCUCUCUUUCAUCAAACUCUCAAAGGAGUGCUUCAGUUAAAGAGCAAUAAACAAAAGUUGCAAGAUAGAGAAACCUGCAUCUAUUGCUCACACUUUGCUUUCCCCAAAGGCUAAAAGAUUUUGGGUCACAUUGCUAAGCUGCUUCAGUUCUUUACCCGACCUAUUGGUGUAUACAUUAUAUACACAGGAGAAGAUAAUCCUGGAAAAAGGUGGUAAAUAGGCCAAUUUACCAAAAAAAGGGAAAGAUAUUGAAGAGGUCGAAUAUUAUUUUGGGUCUACAAAUUACUAUAUUGCCAGAUGAAACUUUUUUCCUGCAUGUUUUGAUGGUAACUUGUUUCCUUAUGUGAAGUUCAAUUCUCUGAAAAAUCUUCCUUCUUCCUAUGCACCUUGAGAGAGAGAAUCCUGCUGAGUCAACUGAUAGUUUGCGUCGGUGGGUGUUCUGUUCCCACUAUUUAUGGUUAUUACUUUUGAACAGAGGAAGAAGAAAGAAGAUGAAUAUAUGGCAACAUGCCAAACACUGCAUGUAAACAGUCAAACAUGGGAGAGAGUGAGAGAGAUCUAAGCAAUUUUAUAUACCGAAAAGAAGGGAGACAACUAACCUGUGCCAAAUCCAGUAACUUUGACUGCUUUCAAGAUUCCAGCUUAUCGCUGCCAUGGCUAGUGCAAUAAAACCAGCAAGCACAAAUCCCCAUCUAAAUCGUUUCAUUACAGUGUUUACAAGAUUCUGCAGCCAUUCUCUGCUCGGCCAUCUACAGUUUAACAAUUCAUCUUGUAAAUGCAAUGCAUUAUAUUCGGGUUUUGUUAGUCCACAUGGUCUAUCUACCAAGUAGUGCUUCUAUAAUGUUAAUACAGCUAUAGGAUCAUGUUUCUCUAAUGACAAAGCAUGGCUUCCUGUGUAUUUAAGAAUACUAUCCUGAACUUAGAUGCUAAAUCACAAUAAUGGUAAUGGAGUCCCUUGACCAA
Molecule: messenger RNA, 2336 nt
Organism: Gossypium raimondii (Peruvian cotton)
Lineage: Eukaryota; Viridiplantae; Streptophyta; Magnoliopsida; Malvales; Malvaceae
Product: calmodulin-binding receptor-like cytoplasmic kinase 2
Exons: 7
Coding region: 131-1423 (430 amino acids)
Biological process (GO): protein phosphorylation
Molecular function (GO): protein kinase activity; ATP binding
Source: RefSeq, a predicted model, not a curated record